GUGGAAGGAAAUUAGCUUGGCUGGGGUAGGAGGUUAGAGCCCAGUGUGUGGAAUAAACAGCCAGACAUGGGACCUGAGCAAAGCCUGGGAGCUACACUGUUACUCCUGCAGCUGCAGUCAUCCCUGUCCUGGGGAGCCACUCCAGUGUUGGCAUCAUUAUUGGGGAAUAACCUAGAGAACUACACAUUCUCUCACACACUGUUCUGCCAGGAUAUGGAACCCCUCCUGGGUCUGUCCGAGACCUUCAAUGGGGACCAGCUCUUCUCCUUCGACUUCUCCAGGAACUCUCGGGUGCCCCGGCUGCCUGAGUUUGCUGCUUGGGCCGGUGAUGAGGGAGACAUCAAGGCCAUAGAAGAUGACAAGAAGCUCUGCCAGGAAUUGCAAAACGUUUUGAGUAGAAUUUUGGAAGGCCAAAUCCCUGAAGCUAGAGGAAACCCUGUGCCUGAAGUUUUCACUCUGGAGCCCCUGGAGUUUGGGAAGCCCAAUACACUCGUCUGCUUUGUUAGUAACAUCUUCCCACCUCAAAUAACUGUGAGCUGGCAGCACAAAGGAGUCUCUGUGGAAGGCAGUAGCCCCACUUUUCUCUCAGCUAUAGAUGGACUUGGCUUCCAGGCCUUCUCCUAUCUGAACUUCACACCCACAUCCUCUGAUGUCUUCUCUUGCAAUGUGGCACGGGAAGGUGACCUCUUCAGUGCUAUAGGCUUCUGGGUGCCUGAGAAUCCACUACCCUCUGAAUUGUUGGAAAAUGUACUGUGUGGUAUUGCCUUUGGCCUGGGAAUUGUCGGCAUCAUAGUGGGUAUUGCCCUCAUCAUCUACUCCCGAAAACCAUGUCUAAGUGGUACAGACUGAAUUGUUGGUGCCUGAGCCUGGCUUUCUUCACUUCUGUUGCAACCACUACUAUAGGAGACAUCUUUCCAGGGGAUUUCCUUCUGAGGGGAGGAGAGCACCCCCCCCCCCGCAGCUGGGAAUCCCAGAGGGCAGAGGCCCUUCCGUUGGGGAUCUCAGAGGGGCCUAUACCCUACUACUGAGGGGCUGGAAAGGGAGUUCCUGUAUUAUCCCUUCUCCUGUAUUUGUGACAAUAAAGGUUGUUUCUUAA
Molecule: messenger RNA, 1096 nt
Organism: Trichosurus vulpecula (common brushtail)
Lineage: Eukaryota; Metazoa; Chordata; Mammalia; Diprotodontia; Phalangeridae
Product: HLA class II histocompatibility antigen, DM alpha chain
Exons: 5
Coding region: 67-849 (260 amino acids)
Biological process (GO): immunoglobulin production involved in immunoglobulin-mediated immune response; positive regulation of T cell activation; peptide antigen assembly with MHC class II protein complex
Cellular component (GO): membrane; MHC class II protein complex
Molecular function (GO): MHC class II protein complex binding
Source: RefSeq, a predicted model, not a curated record